CGACCCCGACCCCGGGACCCCCUGCCGCAGCCGCCACCCCUGGGCCCCCAGCGGACGAGCUGUACGCGGCGCUGGAGGAUUAUCACCCCGCCGAGCUGUACCGCGCGCUCGCCGUGUCCGGGGGCACCCUGCCCCGCCGAAAGGUGCGUCCCCUGCCCGCCUUCGGGACCUGCUCAGCCCCUCUCCGACCCCCUCCCUACACGGCCUCCUGACUCCGCAGUGCCCUCUCCUCGGCGUCCGCGGAGUCCCCCACCUUCUUCCCCGGCCCGCUGGGCGCCUCGACCCCCCGCGUUCCCCGCUGCUCCGAAGGCCGUGGCCUCUCGCCUGCACACCGCGCCCAGGCUCUCAACUCCGCGCCCCAAGCGCUCCCCCUCUCUCCCUCCUUGACUCCUCCCAGCACCCUCCUUCUGCUACUCGCUCCGUCUGGCUUUCUGCCCCCCAUGCCCUGAGGGCCUCCCCGUGGCCUGGUGUCUUGGGUCCCCAGGAUCCCCUCGCCCGAGGGGCAGAGACAGCCCCAGACAAGUUGAAGGUUCGAGAGCCCCCGGUGGGAGAAGUGGGCGGGUGGCUGCGCCGCGUGCGUUCUCACUCUGAGGAAGUGCGUGGGGAGCCGCUGACUCCGGAGAGCACACCCUUCCGAGGGGACUCCCCGAUUCCUGGGCUCGGGGCCUGCCGCCUGGCCCCACGUCUGACGUGCGGGGCGCGAGGGCCACGGCUCCCUGGACUUCUGUCGGAACCGGACGCAGUGGGAGGGGUCGCAGGGCGCCCGCGGGGCAGGAAGGAUGCGGGCCGCGCCCACCUCUGAGUCCCCUCUGCCAGCCUCUUCCUCUGGCCCCAGGGGACCUGAGGCUCAGAACCUACACCACACCAGGUUAAGGAGAGGGGACUGGUGGCCUUUCCUCACCCAGCCGCCCUCCUUCGCCCCUGGCCCCCAGCUAGCCCCCACACAAUGAACAGCUUGUUGAGAAUUUGCAUUUUAUGAAAAUCAUGUUGAAAGACAAAGGGGUCUCUCUGUGCUGCCCAGUCCUUCCUCCCUGGCCAUUUGGGAACUGUCCCCACCCCUGAGGCCAGUCUGGUUCUGACCCUUCUCUUACUUGCCUUGGGCAGCCUGGGGGGAGGGUUAGCAAAGGCACAGACCAGAAAGGCCCUGGGCUGUGCAGGCUCCAAAGAAAACGGCUGCUCUGGGACUGGACCUCCUCCAAGGACCAAAAAGUUAGGGAGGGUGAGAGACUAGUUUAUCAAGGACCCUGAAGAGACAGGAAUCUUCAUCUCUCAUCCUUCCUCCACACCCCCCACCAUCACCCCUAAAGAACUCCCAAUCUCGCUCCUUUAGUGAGACUUGCUGACAAGUUUGACAUCUAAGAUGUUUUGUCCCAGAAAGCACAAAAUAUAUGGCAAUGGAGAGAGAGAUCCAGGUAUAGCUGGGCAUAGCUGGUCACCUGCAGCUGGGAUCCACAACUGGUCCCUGAAACGGCCUGUACCUUAGGACACCUGGCACCUCUGACCCCAAAUUCUGGCUGGGAUUGCCAGCCCUUCAGGCCAGGGUCCCUGACCCCAGCCCUCCCAAGCCUCUGUCCGUAGCUGAGAAAUUAGAUGGAGAGACCCAACUGGCAGAAAGUCCUCAGAGCACCUUGAUAGGUGAGCCCAGGCGACACCUAUCCUCUGAAUCCCACUGAGGAAGAGCCCCUGCCUCAGCUUUGGGAGUCUGGAUGGCCUGAGCCUCUACAGACAUGGGCCCUAGGGGUGGAGACCAUUCUAGAAUAAUGAUCUCCCCACCUGCUGCCAGUGUGGAAACCAGCAAGGGCUUAGAGAUUCAUGGAUCUGGAACCCAGGAGGAUGGUUGUGUCACUGCAGUCCCAGAUACGAAGGGCUCAGGAUUCCGCUGGAAGAAUCUCAGCCAGAGUCCUGAACAGCAGCGGAAAGUGCUGACGUUGGAGAAGAAGGAUAACCAGACCUUCGGCUUUGAGAUCCAGACUUAUGGACUUCACCACCGGGAGGAGCAGCGUGUGGAAAUGGUGACCUUCGUCUGCCGAGUUCAUGAGUCUAGUCCUGCCCAGCUGGCUGGGCUCACACCAGGGGACACCAUCGCCAGCGUCAAUGGCCUGAAUGUGGAAGGCAUCCGGCAUCGAGAGAUUGUGGACAUCAUUAAGGCAUCAGGCAAUGUUCUCAGACUGGAAACUCUAUAUGGGACGUCAAUUCGGAAGGCGGAACUGGAGGCUCGUCUGCAGUACCUGAAGCAAACCCUGUAUGAGAAGUGGGGAGAGUACAGGUCCCUCAUGGUGCAGGAGCAGCGGCUGGUGCAUGGCCUGGUGGUGAAGGAUCCCAGCAUCUACGACACGCUGGAGUCGGUGCGCUCCUGCCUGUACGGCGCGGGCCUGCUCCCGGGCUCGCUGCCCUUCGGGCCUCUGCUCGCCGUACCCGGGCGUCCGCGCGGAGGCGCCCGACGGGCCAGGGGCGACAUCGACGACGCCGUCUACCACACGUGCUUCUUCGGGGACUCUGAGCCGCCGGCGCUGCCGCCCCCGCCGCCCCCGGCCCGCGCCUUGGGCCCGGGCCCCGCCGAGACCCCUGCCGUGGGGCCGGUCCCCGGGCCGCGGGCCGCGCUGAGCCGCAGCGCCAGUGUGAGGUGCGCGGGCCCUGGCGGGGGCGGAGGCGGGGGCGCGCCGGGCGCGCUGUGGACUGAGGCCCGCGAGCAGGUCCUAUGCGGCCCCGGCCUGCGCAAAACCAAGUACCGCAGCUUCCGCCGGCGGCUGCUCAAGUUCAUCCCCGGACUCAACCGCUCCCUGGAGGAGGAGGAGAGCCAGCUGUAGGGGCGGGGGCGGGCAGGGAGGUAUUUAUUUAUUUAUUCGCAACAGCCAGCACUAAAAGAGGGGGAGGCCGAGCCAAGAGGACCCCAGGAGCCCAGAGCAGCGGGAGAGGGUCCUUGCUAGCCUCGGCCCGCCGGGUCGGUUCCUGGCUGGUGUCUGCUGAGGGAGGUGGGGGCCCAGCCCCUUCUCUUCUCCGCCCCCCAAACCCCAGUGGGAGCUGGAGCAGGGGGAGAGCCAGGCAAUCGGGGGCCAAAGAUGGGGGUGCUCGCCUACAGUCUGCAUCUGUAGUGCCUUGUGGGGUAUCCAGGAACACCCUCCCAGCAGGGGAUGGGAACCCUGUCCCAUGCAGCCCUCUCCUCAGCUUUACUUGCUCCCCCGCCCUUAGCCUUGGGGAGAAAUGGCCCGUGGUGGGCUGACCCCCCACCCUCCACACACACAGUUCCAUGACCCAGCGGGCCCCCAGGGGCAUCAGGUGCUGGUCCUCCUCCCUCCUGGCCUCGACCCCUAAGGGCUUCGCCCCUCCCAGGGGCCUGUAACUAAGUGGGGUCCUGCCAGGCAGGGGGCCUGUGUUCUGUGCCCCUUGGGAGACAGGAACCGGCAAGUUCAGGUGGAGUGGGGACAGCACAGCCUGUUCCACCGUUCAGCAUAUUGUUGCUUCUGAACCACAAACUGUAUAAAAUGGAUGGUUUUUUGCA
This is a messenger RNA of Symphalangus syndactylus (siamang), 3499 nucleotides long. RefSeq names its product trafficking regulator and scaffold protein tamalin (gene TAMALIN). Lineage: Eukaryota; Metazoa; Chordata; Mammalia; Primates; Hylobatidae. Gene Ontology annotation, cellular component: plasma membrane. Gene Ontology annotation, biological process: signal transduction. The record is from RefSeq and is a predicted model, not a curated record. Gene Ontology annotation, molecular function: protein binding.